Molecule: messenger RNA, 11548 nt
Organism: Sphaeramia orbicularis (orbiculate cardinalfish)
Lineage: Eukaryota; Metazoa; Chordata; Actinopteri; Kurtiformes; Apogonidae
Gene: apobb.1
Product: apolipoprotein Bb, tandem duplicate 1
Exons: 29
Coding region: 16-11412 (3798 amino acids)
Biological process (GO): cholesterol homeostasis; triglyceride mobilization; cholesterol transport
Cellular component (GO): mature chylomicron; very-low-density lipoprotein particle; low-density lipoprotein particle
Molecular function (GO): low-density lipoprotein particle receptor binding; cholesterol transfer activity
Source: RefSeq, a predicted model, not a curated record
UUCAACGAACCCAUCAUGGGGGACUCAAAGCUCUGCCUUUUGCUUCUUCUGAGCACAUCUGCCUUGGCUUUUGCCCAAGAUGAAGAUCAUCCAACCUGUCUGCUGGCUAAACGGUACAAGACCCUGCACAAGUACGAAUACCAAUACGAAGCUGAAUCCCUGAACGCCAUCACUGGAGCCUCACAGCUCAAAAAUGGACCCAAGGCUUCUUGCAUGGUUGAAAUCGAAGUGCCGCAGACUUGCAGUUUCAUUGUACGCACCAAAGGCUGCAGCCUGAGCGAGGUGGCCGAAAUGGACGCAGAGGGUAACCCUGUGUUCAGACCUGCACCAGGCUCAGACGCUUUUGCUGCUGAAAUGGAGAAGUACCCCCUGAAGGUUGUGGUUGAGGGUGUGUACGAUGUUAAACUGUACCCUGAGGAAGGCGAGACAACAACAAUCUUGAACGUCAAGAGGGGCAUCAUCUCCGCUCUGGCUGUGCCUCUGGUGGAAGAAGACAAGAACAAGUACAUGCCCACCGUUCACGGCAAGUGCAAGACCUAUUCCACUGUCAACGCAAGAGAGGACAUUCCAACCGACAUCACCCUGAAGAGAGAUCUGUCCAAAUGUGACAAAUUUGUCCCAAUGAAGGAUUACACCAGCCCCCUGGCAGUUUUCUCUGGCAUGCACUACCCUCUUGCCCAGCUGGUCAGAAGCUCCCAGACUUGCAACUACAAGUUUGACAACGAGAAGAAACACAUGAUCUCCGGCUCCUGCACUGAGAAACACAUGCUGAUCCCCUUCUCUCACAAGGGAGAAUUUGGAGUUACCAACAUGGGAAUGCAACAGAUGACUCUGAUUGAGGUGACUCCUCACAACGACAGAGUCUUCGACCACAGUGAUAUUAUCAAGGGUCUCAACAUGGAGGUUGUGGAGGACAAGACUGUUACACAGGACAAGGAUGCCGCUCUGACCCUCCUGGGUGAACUCGCUGCUCUGCCCGAGACUGAAGGCGAGAGGAGGGCCCACCUCUUCCACAAACUCGUCACCAUGGUCCGCGGAAUGAAGGCCGAGACCCUGAGCCCCGCAGUUCCUGAGGCCCUCGCAGUGUCCCGUGUCCUGACCUACCAGGUUCUGGCCCAGUGCGGAACCCCUGAGUGCAGCAGUGCCAUCAUGCAGAUCCUCAGGACCUUCGACAACUCCGCACCCGAGGUUGACGCCGCCGUCUUUGCUAUGGGUCUUGUGUCCAAUCCUUCUGCUCUCCUGAUCAAUGACAUGCUUGAGAUGGCCAAAUACAAGCCCAGCAAGGCCAUCAUGUACGCUCUGAGCAACGUGGUCAAGAGGUUUUACAAAGCAGAGGGCAAAAUGAUCCCUGAGAUUAAUGCUGUUGCUGAGUUCAUGGCCGCCCAGCUGGGUGACUGCACCGGUGACAAAGACCAGACUUUCAUGACUUUGAGGGUUAUUGGAAACAUGGCUCCAGCUGUGGUCCCUGUCAGUCCUGCACUCAGAGCUGCUGUAAUGACGUGUGUGAGCCAACCUGCAGCUGCCAUGGCUGUGCAGCAGGCUGCCAUCCAGGUGUUCAGACUGACCGCUGUCCCUGAGGAGAGCAGAGAGGCUCUCAUGCAGGUGGUCUUGGACAGUGCUAGCCCCGUGCAGAAGCGCAUUGCUGCAUAUCUGGUUCUCAUGAAGGAUCCAAAAGAGAGCGAACUGGCCCAGCUGGCUGCUGCCUUGCCCAGUGAGCAGGACACACAAUUCAAGAGCUUCGUGAUCUCCCACAUUACCAACAUUUUGUCCUCAACUGAGCCUGAGACCCUCGACCUGAGACAAAGGAUUCUUAAUGCUCUGCAGGACAAUGAGAUCGGCCAAACUAUGGAUCCCUCCAAGUUCUCUCGUAACUACAAAAUCGGUUCCGUGGAAGGCAACAUGAUCUUUGAGGGUUCUAGCUACCUGCCCAAGGAGGUCAUGCUCGACAUGACUCUUAAGGCCUUUGGCUAUGAUGUUGACAUGAUGGAGAUUGGCAUGGAGGGCCAGGGAUUUGAGCCAACUGUUGAGGCCCUGUUUGGACCAAAUGGUUUCUUCCCAGACACUGCUCUGAAAACAAUGUACUUCGUCUCCGACAACAUGCCAGUCAGACUCAGCGAGAUGCUGAAGAACGUCCUGCCAGCUAUGAGAAGAGACAGGAUGAAGAGACAGACUUCUCAGAACCUGAUGAGGGAGAUUGGACGCAACUUCAACAAACUGGUGAGGGAUCUGAAGAGCGCAGAAUCUCCUGAGGCAAUGGUGUACCUGAGGCUCUUGGGAAAUGAGCUGGGAUAUCUGAGGACCAACGAUUUGGAGGAGAUGGCCUACUCUGCUGCCCUGAUGAUUGACAGCAUGUUGAAGAUGUUCCCUGCUGAUAUGAUGAAGGCAUUGAUGACUACCACCGACAACACCUUCUUCGCCCAUUACAUCUUCAUGGACAAUGAAUUCUUCUUGCCUACUCUCACUGGUGUCCCUCUGAGGAUUGCACUUUCUGGAACUUUCACCCCUGGCGUCAAGGGUGGGCUGAAGAUUGCUCGUGACAUGAGCGAAGUUACCUUCAUGCCCUCCGCUGGUGUUGAGUUCGUGACUCAGAUUGGCUCCCACAUUCCUGAAUAUGUCGACUCUGGACUGGAAAUGCACACCAACAUCUAUCAUGAAAGUGGACUCACUGCCAAAAUCUCCAUGGCUGAUAAGGAGUUCAAGAUGACCAUCCCUGCUCCAACCGGUCCCACAAAACUCAUCAAGAUGACAAACAACCUGGUGGCUGUGACUGGAUCAGGAAGGAUGACAAUCCCCUCCAUGGUGAUGGAUAAGGUUGACUUCAGUGAGUGCACCCCCUUCUUCGCUGGAAUGAAAUACUGCUCUGCUCUGCAGUACACUGAUGCUUUCUCUCAGGAGACAGCUCCCUACUUCCCCUUUACUGGAGACAGCAAAUUUGCUGUGGAGCUCCAUCCUACUGGUGAAGUCACUGAGUACACAGCCACCGUUGCCUAUGAGCUCCUCAGGGAGGGAGAAGAGGGUCGCCAGAAGGUUGACGCUUUUAAGUUCAUUCUGAGGGCUGAAGGUGCAGACCCCACUGAAGCCAGAGCAAUCAUGAAAUACAACAGAAGGAAGAAUGUCAUCACAGCUGACAUCCAGAUCCCUGACUAUGAUGUGGAGGCCGGACUCAGACUGGGUGUUGUUGAUGGUAACACAAAGGGCAAAGGCACUCACUCCAUCUCUCUUGACUUCAUCAACAAGAACAUCCCUCAGCUCUCCCUGGUUGGCCGUGCCAAUCUGAAGGCCAUGAAGGAAGGUAUGAUGCAAGUUCAACUCCUCGUCCCCUCCAUCCGUGCUGAUGCCACUUUCACAGCAAACAUGAAGCGUGAGGAAGAAUUGGAAAUGGAGCUUAAGAGUGAAAUCAAGGUCAUGGACGCUGUAUCUGAGCAGAAGAUUGAAAUGAAAUAUGAUGCCAGCAGAUUUGAGGUUGAGUUCAAAUCUGACGUGAACACCGAGACCACUAACUUGCCAAUCUAUGACAUGGUUGAUCAGUACCUUGACACUCAGGUUGGAGAGACAGACAUGAAAGUCCGUCACAUCUUCAAGAAGUUUGUGGAGGCAUCAAACAACUACAUGGAAAAGUAUGGCGCUGAUAUUCCUUACAUCCAGAACUUGAGAGUGCCUGAUAUGCCUGAGAUGUCCAUGCCUGAGAGACUCUUCCUGAAUACCGAGGCAAAGGCUACCUAUUACUUCAACAAUGAACGUUUCAUCUUUACAAUUCCUCUCCCUCUUGGAGGAAAGUCAACAAACGACUUCAACUUCCCUCCAGUGCUGACCACACCACAGCUGUCUUUCCCUGAAUAUGGACUGGAAAUCGUCUCCAUGGAGAUCCCCAUCCCAAGGCUUUCUGUCCCUGAGGGCAUUACUCUGUCUAUUCCCCUGUUUGGCAAAGCUGAGCUUUCAACAAUGAUGAAAAGCAACCUUUAUGACAUGGAGGCUUCAAUGGCUGCUGGCAAAGAUGUAGUGGAGACACCAAGCUACUCAGCUAAGUUUGAUGUGACAGGAACUUCCCCCAUCGAAAUCCUAUCAGUACACUUUGAAGGCUCUGGAAUGUUGGCCACAACUGACUCCAUCAAAGCCGAAGUGAAAAGCUCUUUGGCCCAUAAAUUCAUGGAAGCCAGUCUCACUAUCACUGAGGAAGCAACCAUUACUGACAAAAUCAAUGUGAAAUCAGUCAGCAAAUUUGAAGCUACUAGCCCACUUGGUCUCAAUAUUGUACUUGACCACACUGGCAUGGCUGGAGUGAAUACUGAAGAACUCACUGCUGAUAGCAACUUUGAUGGUAUGUUCAAGGCCGGACCUAUCUUUGGCAAAACCCUUUCAACCCAGUCUUUCAGCGUCUUCCCAUUCAGACCAGAGGCGAAGCUUGAUUCUUCUGUUCAGCUUGACUCCACAUUUGUUAAAGCCCAGAACACAAUUACAGGAUCUCUUCUUAAUGGCGAAAUCUCAGUUCUGUCUAACACCAAUGCCUUUGAAGACGCCUUGACCCAUGUUAUUGAGCUUUCUUUCAAAGACCAAAAGCUGGCAGUCAAAUACGAUGCAAAUGCCCUUGCUCUUGGCAUGAAGAUCCGUAACCAGGCUGAAGCUUCUGCUGGUGCUGGUGAAGUUGUCAUGAGAAUGGAAACAAACGCAGAUUACUCUGAUAACCGUGUUUAUUCUCUGAUGACUGCCACUCUUGAUGUCAAUGGUCUGGCUGUAAACAGUGAUGCCAACAUGAAGUUCCUUGACAAUGAAGCUACCCACAAGGCUACUAUGAAAAUGAACAAGGAUGGUCUGACCACAAGUGGAACAACCACACUCCAGAGUCCUCUGUCCCUUGAAAACACCUUUGAUGCUGGAUUUGAUUUCUCCAGAGCUGCUCUGUCCGUUACCAACAAGGCUGCAAUGUAUGACAUGAAGGUUGAUAAUUCUAACUCUCUUACCAUUUCUGCCUCUGGCCUUGAUUUCAACUCAAAGGCUGAAGCCGUGGCCAGUGAAUAUGUCACUUACACUCAUGACAUCAUUGUUGACAUGAAACCCUACACAGUCACUGCAAAUGUUAAUAACAACCUGAAACUCCUGAUGGCCAACUUCAUUAAUGAGGCUAAGCUGCAGGGAGAGCUUUACAAGAUUGACCUGACUGGAAGCAUGAAAGCCAUCUACGGUGAGGAAGAGAUGAAGCACAUCUAUCAGAUAACUUAUGCUGAUAUGACUGCUAAUGCAAAGUGCAGCACCACUGGAAAACUUUUCGGAACCCACAUGAACCACAACACUGAGCUUGAAGUUAUUGGUCUUGCAGCCAGAUUCACAAAUGAUGCUCGUUUCAACUCACAGCCAAUGCGCUUUGACCACAGCAUCCGUUGCAGCAUUGUUCCAUUUGACUUCAACCUUGAUGCCAUUUUCAAUGCUGAUGGAGACCUGACCAUGUAUGGAAAGCACAGUGCUCAACUCUACGGCAAGCUCCUUCUUAAAGCACAACCCCUGGCUUUUGCUAGCUCCCAUGAAUGCAGAGCAUCAGUGACACAGCAGCUGGAAAAUGGCUUUUCUCUUGAGACCACCUUCGACAACAAGAUGGAUACAACUCUGUCUCUUGAUGAGCAGAGGACCAGCUUCAGAAUGAAGUCUAAGAUGAACGAACAUGCUUUCAAUCAAGACAUGAGUGUUUACAACACUGCUGAGAGAAUCGGAAUGGAGGUCUCUAGCACUGUAUUUACAAACAUGCUCAACGCAGAAACCACAGAGAAUCAGGAAUUUACCAUGGCUGGUUUCCUCAAGUAUGACAAGAACACAGAUUCCCAUGUGAUUCAGUUCCCUCUGAUUGAAAGUGUGCCUGCCGUCUUGGAAAGUAUGAAGGGCUUUGUUGUGAAAAUGGCUGAGGCCCUGCAGGACAUCAUGAACAAUGAAGAAAUGAAGGCUAGACUUGAAGCUAUUCCCCAGCAUGUAAGCAACUUUGUUUCUCAAAUGAAUAUCGAAGGUAAAGUGACUCAGCUGAAGCAGCUCGUCAGUGAUUUUACCCAAGACUUCUCCAUCUCCAUGGAAGACGUGGAAGGCUUUUUAGGGCUUGCAAGAGAUGAGGUUCAAAAACUGCUGAAAGAGCUCACAUUUUACAUUCAAAAGUUUGCUGAAAUGACAAAAAAUAUGAUGGAAAAUUUCACCUUGCCUGAAACAAUCAUUCAGAAGAUCCAGGAAGUGUGUGAAGAGUAUGACAUCAAGAAUAUGUUUAUCUAUGUGGUUGAUACCAUGAAGAUGGCCUUUGAGAGCAUUGAUCUGGAAAAACUGAAGGGCACCAGCAUGGCUUUCCUUGUUGACAUUGACAACAAAUUCAACAUCCGUCUUCAAAUGCAGGAGUACUUGGAUGAGGUGAAGUCCAUUAUUGAGAGCAUUGACAUCCACAGAAUUGUUGUUGAUUUGAAGGAGUUCCUUCUUAGCUUUAACUUUCAACGUGCAAUUGAGGAGCUGAUGAUGAACAUUCCCACAGAUAUGUUCACCAAAGUAACCGAUUACUUGAAGGAAAAGAUCCAGGACCUCGACAUUGUUGGUAAAAUCAACACAUUCUAUGCUAAAAUGAGAGAGAUGAUUGUAAAGUUUGAACUUGACACAAAACUCCAAGCUGUUGUGGAAAAAGCAGUGGAACUCAUCAAGCAAUUUAAAAUUGAUGAAACCAUCACUUCUGUUGUCCAGAUGGUGAGAGAUGCAGACAUCCCAGUGAAAUUCAUGCAAACCUUCCAGCAGGCUAUUGAUUACUUAAAAGCAACUGAAGUUAAGGAUAUAAUUGAACACUUGAACAAUUUCAUUGAGACCAUUGUUCAGAAGCUUAAGGCCAUGGAAUAUAAUGACUUUGUAAAUUACAUCAAUGAAGUUAUUGCUGAAUACACAACUUCCAUGAAUGAAAUGAUCAAGACACUUGAAAUCCCCCAGAAACUUGAGGCAACAAGGGAAUUUGUCAAUCUGGCUUUAUCCUCUGUAAGAGACUUCACUGAACAGCUAAGAGAAGUCAAAGUUGCAGACAUUCUGAAGUCUGUCAAGGAUACCUUGGACCAGUUUGUUCUGAAUGAUGCUAAGGUGUUUGCUGAAUUUAUACUUCAGGAAAUUGCCAAUUUCGACGUCAAAGAAAAAAUGACCUCUUUUCUGGACAUGGUGAAAGACUGCUAUAAUGAAGCCAUUGACAGUGCCAAAUUUAUGUUCAGCAGACUGGUAAAUAUGAUGAAGAGGUUUGUACCUGAGCAAAAGAUCAUUGACGAGCUUGACCAGAUGAUCACCGGGCUGAUGACUGAACUGAGCAGAGUUGAGCUUAACAUUCCAUCCUUCACUGUUCCUCUGACUGAUCUUGUUGUGCCCUCCAUGAAGUUUAGCAUGGAUAAGGUCCAAGCAAUUGAAAUCCCAGAACAAGUGGAAAUCCCAGAGUUUACAAUCCUGAACUUCUACACUGUUCCAGCCACCACAAUUUCAUACAUGGAAAUGAAGCAGAAAAUCAUGGAUCUUAUUGAGUUUAUUGUAAACUUUAGGUUCAGCAUGAUUGAUCUGGAUGCUUUCUUUGGAGACCUGAGGAUGAACUACCUUCCUGCAAUGCCUGAGAUAGCCUUCCCAGAAUUCACUCUUCCUGAGAUCUCAUUCCCUACCAUCCCUCAAGUUCCUGUUGAAAAGCUUGUGAAGACUCUGGAAAUUCCUGAGAUCAAGCUGCCAACCAUUCCAAGUGAGUUCAUGAUUCCAUGCUUUGGCAAACUCUAUGGAGAAGUUAAAUUCCAGUCUCCAAUCUACACUGUCAAGACAAGCGCUGAGUUCCAGAAUUCUACUGAAAAUGAAAUGACACCACAGUUCACAGGAUUCUUGUCUUCCAUGGCCACAUCUCCAAGGUUUGAAAUUCUUAAUUACAAACUUGACUCCACUGCUCGUAUUGCAGUCCCAAAGAUGAGCCGUGUUGUUGUUGCAGAGUCACUGAAGCUUAACCAUAUGAUUGUUGGAAUUGACCAUCAAGCAUCUUUGAAUCUCUAUGGCCUAUCAGCCCAGGCCCAAGCCAAGACUGGAUUGAAGGUUACCACUACACCUUACACUGCUGACUUUACAAACACUGCAUUUAUUGCAAUGGAAGGAGGAAUGUCUGCCACUCUUGACACAACUUACAAUCAUCUGUUGAACUGUGAAGUCUUUGAUGUCAGGUCUGAAGUCAGUGUAAGCCAGAAAGUCAUUGCUCGCCAAGAUGGCCUCCAGCUCACUCUAACAGUUGACAAUAACGGCCAGACCAAGUUUAAUGAGAACGAGGGCACUCACAAGAGCAAUCUGCAGAUGACAGUCACUCCCAGCAUUACCACGCUCGCCUUCACUGGUGACACUGACUCCGCCAUGCUGAAGAUGAAACAGGUAAUUAAUGCUGAAAUUGGCACUCUAACUUACUUCAAAUUCAACGUCCGCAAUGAGGCAGGAGCCCCAAUGAUAAAGAACAGUGUUAUUGUGGUUUCUGGAAAUGCUAAUCUUUUUGAUCUGAAAAUUGACAUCACUGCCAACCAUGACACAGAACUGCAUGGUGCCAUCACUGGAGUCCUGUCCAACAGAAUCAACAUUUUGGCCCGUCCAAUGGAGUUUGUCUUUGACUUCCAAAACAAAGGAAAUACCAGAGUCAAUGUUUUUGAAACUCUUAAUGCCAAGAUAGAUUUGCAGAGUGAUUACUCAGCCCUUUUCAAGCCUGACACCCAAAAGAUGAACACCGUGACCAUGGCUCGUCUCAAUCAGUACAAAGUGUUCUACAACUUCACUGCUGACAAUAAUGAAGAUGAGGCUGGAGUCUUUGUUGCCAUGGAAAGUGAGGCCAAUCUCGACUUCCUGACAUCCCCCAUCAGCAUCCCUGAGCUUGAUUUCCCUUUUAUUGACUUCCGUACUCCUGCUAUCAGUGAUCUUAACUUAUAUGAGCAAACUGGACUGAAGGACAUUUUGACUACCACUGAACAGUCUGUUGAUGUGGAUGCCAAGCUUAUGUACAAGAAGAGCAAGGAUGCUCCCGUUGUUGAGAUGGGUCUGAUCCAGAUUCCCAGUUUGGGUGACUUUGUUACAGAGCUGUCCAUGAAAUCUGCCAUCAUCAAUUUGAAUAUUAAUGCUGGACUGUAUACUGAGGAUGAUAUUGUUUUCCGUUUGGGAGCUACCACUGCAUCAGUAUUUGAAGCCCUCAAAGCCAAACUUGAUGGCACUACCAGCCUGACAACCAGCAGAGGACUCAAGUUGGCCAACUCCCUGUCCCUUGAAAAUAAUCAUAUUGAAGGCACUCAUGACAGCAGCUUCAGCGUGAAUCCUGAGACUUUUGAAACAGCAGUCUCUGUUGCUACUGUUGCAAAGAUUGCACUGCCUAUCAUCAACCUGGAAGCAAACCAAAAUUUGGUUGCAGACACCAAAACCAAGCCCAAUGCUGUAUCCACUUUCAGAAUGACUGGUGACAUUAACAUCCCAGUGAUCAAGGCAAUUGUAAAGGCUGAGGCAGAUCACAGUCUGAAGAUGGAGGGAACCUUUGAGUAUGUUUCUAUGGAGUCAUCAACCAGGGGAAACAUGGAUGGCACAGUGUUUGAAGAUUAUCUGGUUCUGGGAGUCCUGGACAAUGAGGUUAAUAUGUACCUGAAUGAAAAUGGCCUGCGCUCCACCUCCAAAGUUAUUGCAGAUGCCAAGCUUAACCGUGGUACCGUCAAAGUCUUCGGCAUGGAUGUAAAUGAGAAUCUUGCAGUUGAAGCCUCCAUGAGCCGUGUCUACGCACUGCUGAAGUAUACUGGCAACAACGAAGCAGAUCUGUUCGAUUUUAACACCAAGGGAAAGCAUAUUGCUCAGGCAACCAUUGACAUUGUACCAAUGCAGUCCUUGACAGCUGAUAUUGAAAUUGAUAUGUCUCAGCCAACCAACAUGGGUGACAUCACCAUCUUUGAGAAGGCUGUUGCUGAAGUGACACCGGCCAAGCAAAUGAUCUCCACCAACACCAAGUUUGUCAGCCCAGUGUACACAACAAACCUUGUAACUGAAGUCGAAGGUAUUGUCCCUGUCUUCAAAGUCAACGUUAAGUCCUCUGCCACCUCUUUCAUGACCUUCCUGGAAUAUGAUAUGGAUGCUACUACCACCACAAACUUUGAGAAUGAUGCUCUGAACAUGAUCAACAAAAUGACCCUGACACAUGCCGACAUGAACAUGGAUGUCAACCAUGUUAUUUCUCAAGCUUUAAGGAGAAAGCGCCAGGCUGAUGAUAGCAUCUCUCGCCACACCCUGAAUGUGGAUAUCAACAGUCCUACCUUCACUGACAUGAACCUGCGUUAUGCUGCUAGCAGAAAUGGUAUCAGUGCCUCAGUAUCUUCCCCAUCUGCUGGCUUCCUGGGUCUUCAGAUCAACGGCAGAAUGCCAGCUCAGAUGAGUGCAAGACUCUACGGUCGUUAUCCUUCUGCACCAGAGGUUGAUGUUGACAUCUUGAUGGUAAAAUCAACUCCUAAGGAUGCUGACAAGAUGAACCUGCAGUUCGCAUACAACAUGGAGGCACCCAAGGCAAUGCUGUCUGAAAUUAAGAUGAAAUUCCCCUCCAUGAUGUCCACCCUCAAAAUGUUUGCUGACAAGUAUGAGAUUACAAGCAACAUGGAGGAGCUGAAGAAUGCUGUUGUCACUCGCAUCGGUGAGGCCUACGACGCUGCCAUCAGCUAUGAUAUUCAAAUGAGCCAGUUGUCCAUCUUCUUCAGGAACAUCUUUGUCCAGUACCAGAAGACUGUUCAGGUCUUCCUGGAUGCUAUCAUUAAGCUCUUGAGGGAGACCCAGUUCAGACUGCCUGGGUCUGAUGAGAUGACCACUCUCCCUGAGGUUCUUAAGAAGCUGACUAGCAGCAUUGCCGCUGUGCUUGAUAAAACCAUCCAGAAUGUGUAUGAGAACAUGGAAGCAUUCUAUGAUUCCCUUGUUGAGUUCUUCAGAAAUGUCCAAGUGCGCAUGCCAAUUGGUGAUGCAAUUAAUGGAGGCCAGAUCAUCGAGAACAUCAAAGCAACUUUCAAGACCAUCUUUGAUGAAGUUGUGGACUUUGUGAAAAAUAUGGAGAGUCUUGACACAAUGCUGGUUAAAAUAGGUGAGACCUUCAAGGCUGUUGUUGAGAAAACUCAGGAGUUUGUUGACUCUCUCAAGUCAGACUAUUUAGAUGCAAUGUUUGUCAACUUCAAUAACUUCUACCUUAGAUUUGUCACUGUACUUAAGAAUGUUGCUGACAAGAUCUCUGAAAUUGAUAUGGAGCAGAUUAACAAUAGAUUUGAGUACAUUAUGGACAUGUUCAUUUACAUGGUGGACCAGUUCAAUACCGCUGUUUACGGUGUCCUGCAGCAAGCUUCAGAGGAAGCCCAAGCCUUUGUGAAGGUUAAUGAAGGAAGGCUUGAGAUCGACCUUCCAUUUCCCUUCCAACAAUAAGGACCCCCCCACAGACUGAAGUCUAAGUCCAUAUGAAACACUACCAUCUGUUAAACAUCUCUUCACUGGAAAGACUAUGAACAAUUUGCUCUUUUGCCAUAUUUAUGAGAACUUAGAAGCAAUUGUUUCUACUUAA